Messenger RNA from Zasmidium cellare ATCC 36951, 1536 nucleotides. RefSeq lists its product as uncharacterized. Gene Ontology annotation, molecular function: proton-transporting ATPase activity, rotational mechanism; ATP binding. Gene Ontology annotation, biological process: proton transmembrane transport; ATP metabolic process. The record is from RefSeq and is a predicted model, not a curated record. The transcript is spliced from 5 exons. Lineage: Eukaryota; Fungi; Ascomycota; Dothideomycetes; Mycosphaerellales; Mycosphaerellaceae. Gene Ontology annotation, cellular component: proton-transporting V-type ATPase, V1 domain. The coding region runs from base 1 to 1536 and encodes 511 amino acids.
AUGGCGAAGGAUCAAGAAGUCGAUCCGCGCAUGAUGUCUGUGACGCCUCGCAUACGAUACAACACGAUCGGAGGCGUCAAUGGCCCGCUGGUCAUGCUGGAGAAUGUCAAAUUCCCACGAUACAAUGAGAUUGUCGCCUUGACUCUCCCUGAUGGCACUGAGCGAUCUGGUCAGGUCCUUGAGGCGAAGGGCGACCGCGCAGUCGUGCAGGUGUUUGAGGGCACACCAGGCAUUGACGUUAAGAAGACGAGAGUCGAGUUCACUGGCCACAGCUUGAAGCUGGGAGUGUCAGAAGACAUGCUUGGCCGUAUCUUCGACGGUUCUGGACGAGCAAUCGACAAGGGCCCCAAGGUGCUGGCUGAGGACUACCUCGACAUCAACGGUUCGCCCAUCAACCCCUACUCCCGUGUGUACCCCGAAGAGAUGAUCUCCACCGGUAUCUCCGCCAUCGACACCAUGAACUCCGUCGCCCGUGGUCAAAAGAUCCCCAUCUUCUCUGCAUCUGGUCUCCCACACAACGAAAUCGCCGCCCAGAUUUGCAGACAAGCAGGUCUCGUCCACCAGCCCAACAAGGGUGUCCAUGACGGCCACGAGGACAAUUUCUCCAUCGUCUUCGGUGCCAUGGGUGUCAACUUGGAAACCAGCCGCUUCUUCACCAAGGACUUCGAAGAGAACGGCAGCAUGGAGCGGGUCACGCUGUUCCUGAACUUGGCCAACGAUCCCACCAUCGAGCGUAUCAUCACUCCUCGUCUCGCCCUCACCACCGCCGAGUACUAUGCCUACCAAUUGGAGAAGCACGUCCUAGUCAUUCUCACGGAUCUUACAUCUUACUGUGACGCUCUCCGUGAGGUGUCUGCCGCCAGAGAAGAAGUGCCAGGUCGUCGUGGUUACCCAGGUUACAUGUACACUGAUUUGUCUACCAUCUACGAGCGUGCCGGACGUGUGGAGGGACGAAAUGGCUCUAUCACCCAGAUCCCCAUCUUGACCAUGCCAAACGAGGACAUCACCCACCCGAUCCCCGACCUGACAGGCUACAUCACCGAAGGCCAAAUCUACGUCGACCGCGGCCUCGACAACAAAGGCAUCUACCCGCCCAUCAACGUCCUCCCCUCCCUCUCCCGCCUGAUGAAAUCCGCCAUCGGCGAAGGCCACACGCGCAAAGACCACUCGGACGUCUCUAACCAGCUCUACGCCAAAUACGCCAUCGGGCGCGACGCCGCGAGCAUGAAAGCCGUCGUCGGCGAGGAAGCCCUCUCCGCCGAAGACAAGCUGUCGCUCGAGUUUUUGGACAAAUUCGAAAAGACGUACAUCAACCAGGGGCCCUAUGAGAAGCGCUCGAUUUUCGACGGCUUGGAUAUGGCGUGGGAGUUGUUGCGCAUCUAUCCCAAGGAGAUGCUGAAUCGCAUUCCGAAGAAGGUCCUCGAUCAGUAUUAUCAGCGGCAGGCGAAGAAGUCUGGGGGUAAGGAUACGUUGGAUAAUGGGGAAGAGGAGCAGCCGAAGCAGAAUGGGGAGGCGGAGAAUUUGAUUGAUGCGUAG